Ixodes scapularis (black-legged tick) is the source of this 1460-nucleotide messenger RNA. It is a transcript of the gene 140up, whose product is annotated as RPII140-upstream gene protein. Bases 139 to 879 code for a protein of 246 amino acids. Lineage: Eukaryota; Metazoa; Arthropoda; Arachnida; Ixodida; Ixodidae. The transcript has 7 exons. Gene Ontology annotation, cellular component: mitochondrion. The record is from RefSeq and is a predicted model, not a curated record.
AAUCCAAUGGUCGCUGCGGCACAUGGAGAAAUGGCUGAAGAGAUUUUGAAGAGCGUCGGAUUCGAUUUUCAUUAGCUGAAGUGAACAAAACACGCUAAAUCCCAAGAUCGGUGAUAUAAGCUUAGGUCCUUAAUCGUCAUGUCUGCAACACAGAAGCAGCCCGAUGACCAGGCCCCCCGUGGUAUCGUAAGCGAAAUUGACCGGCCCGUUGACUUCUCGCAAAUCGCGGUACUCCAAAACGAAACCGGCUGGGAUCGACUGAGGACCAUGUAUGACCUCUCCGCUGGUUUUGGACCCGAACUCGAGCUCGUGAAGACCGGGAUGGGCAUAGGUAUCGUACUCGGAGGUCUGAGUGGUGGAUUAAACUAUGCCAAGCAGGCCAAAGUGAAUUAUAUCAGGCAGAACGAGGCAAACUACUACCUCAAGCCCAAAGAUGCAAUGAAGGAGAUGCAGGACAAGAUGGCUCUGGAGUUCUUCCGGGGCGGAUUCAAGCUAGGCUGGCGGAUAGGGCUGUUCUCCGGAAUCUAUGUGCUCGGUACCGUUUCGGGUCUGACGUACAGAAACAAGUUUGGCAUUGCAGAGCACGUGGCCUCUGGAGCUGUCGCCGGUUUUCUCUUCAAAGUCAACCUCGGUGUCAAGGGUUCCCUCGCUGGUCUGGUGGUGGGUGGACUCCUGGGGCUCGUUAGCGGAACCACAAUGUGUGUCGGCACAAAGGCCCUUGGCAUCACGGUGCCCGAGUUCCGGUACUGGCAGCACCAAUAUUGGAUGAAGGAGUACAACGAGAAGAAAGCGAAGUGGGACAAGAAACACAAAAAAGAACUGUCCUCUGUGGCUGAAGCGGUCCAGGCGUCUCAGGAACAGAAAGCGGAAACGACGUGACCCCAAACUUCCCUAGUUAGACAAGAGCAUUAUUUUCUGGCAGUCUCAGCUAAUGAGAGCACAAUAUCAACUGGGCUCGAAGGAGAUACAAUCGUUCACUUGGACGCUGUGCAACUCACAAAUUUCUCAUUGGAAGCUGGCAGCCAAUGAAGCCCUCUGAAAGGGGGAAAUUGAGGUGGUUCACGGUCCCAUUACCAACUUGUGUUUGAGAGAUUGUACCUUCAGGGUAGGCGACCUCUACGUUGUAAAAUGUUAGUUUAUUCACCAUUUCAUUGCACAUCAACCUGGGUAAUUUUAUAACAGUUCAGACACGUGGAAUAGCAGUUCUGUCCAUACUUAACUGGAGUGCAUGCUACUCAGUGGGCAAUGCAUAAGAUCGGAGACUAAAUUAAAUGAAUAUGAAUAGCUGCAUCCGUUCACUUUAGUUCAAAAUUUAACACCUUUGUCACUGAUGGCCUUGCUGUGGGGGACAUCACAGAUUGAGGUGCAGCAAAAUGUUCAGUUAAUAGCAGACUGCAGCAUUGUUCAUUUUCUCGAAAUUUCAUUGGUGUCUUUUUGGAAUAAAACAUUGCUUGAAAUUU